AUGACAGCCACCUCCGACGUCACAUCAUCAACCUUUUCAUAUGACGGCGAAGGAGUUGCUGACACAUUCAGCCUCACCGAGCUGAGAGGCGUUGUCAACUCCCACUUCAACGCAAAAUGCACCAUCGAGAAAUUAGCACAAGGAGGCUACCACAAGGUCUACAAUAUUUCCAAGGACGACGGAACCUCUGUUGGAAUCGUCCACGUUGCGGCUCCUGCAUUCCCAAGAGAUAAGUUGGAGUCAGAGGUCGCAACCCUCAAAUACUUGGCUACGCACACGAACAUCCCGGUUCCCAGAGUUUUCGCAUGGGAUUCGGACGCAGCUAAUCCAGUCGGUGUGGAAUACAUGAUCAUGGAAAAGCUUCCAGGAAUUUCUGCUAGCAACGUAUGGGACAACCUUCCGAUAAAAGUGAAGGAACGCGUAGUUUUUGAAGUCGCCGAACAUCUCAUGGCCAUGUUUGCCCUUCGUUUCGAAACCGCGGGCUCCCUCUAUAUUUCCUCGGAGGAAAUUGUCGUUGGUCCUAUCGUUAGUGGGCCAUUUUACCGCGCCCUUGACGGUGUCCGGCGCUUGCCCCCGGGCUUUUCACCCGACGCUACAUACCGUGGCCCCUUCUCAACUACCACAGUAUCUCCAGAGCUCCGUCCACGCGGAGCUGCAAUUUAUCUCUCAGCACCGCUCUAUUGCACUACAAGAAUUUAA
Laccaria bicolor S238N-H82 is the source of this 699-nucleotide messenger RNA. RefSeq lists its product as uncharacterized. The record is from RefSeq and is a predicted model, not a curated record. The coding region runs from base 1 to 699 and encodes 232 amino acids. The transcript is spliced from 4 exons. Lineage: Eukaryota; Fungi; Basidiomycota; Agaricomycetes; Agaricales; Hydnangiaceae. Gene Ontology annotation, cellular component: mitochondrion.